Messenger RNA from Fusarium redolens, 1128 nucleotides. RefSeq names its product glycoside hydrolase superfamily. NCBI's taxonomy places the organism in Eukaryota, Fungi, Ascomycota, Sordariomycetes, Hypocreales, Nectriaceae. The coding region runs from base 234 to 1103 and encodes 289 amino acids. The transcript is spliced from 2 exons. The record is from RefSeq and is a predicted model, not a curated record.
AAUCGGCCCAGUCUAGUCCGUUCCGCCAUGCUGGAAUGGGCUGGAACACCUUUGUGAAAAGGACCGAGUUGUGUAAUAGUCACAUAGUGCCACAGGUGGCAACUCUGAUCGUACAUAAACCUGCUGGAAGCGCAAUCGAGGCCAUGUAUGAACUUAGUAGAGCUGAGACUUGACUGAACCAUAGUUCUCUCCUCAUCAAACAAAAACGCAUCAUCACUUUAGCAAGUCAAGCAAUGAGACUGUCUUCCUUAUUUCAAUCCGCGGCGCUUGUCGCAGCCUCUCUCUCCGAACUAUCACAAGCCCAAGCCUUGACCCCCCGUGGCUUCACAACACCCAAGCGCAAAGAACUAUGGCAGCCAGAAGUCGGGACACCAUGGCAAAUCAUCCUCUCCGAGGUCGUCAAAGUUCCCAAAGCAGGUGUUAGCUCUAUGACUCCAGACGUCCCCAUCUGGGAUAUGGAUCUCUUUGAGAACUCCAAGAGCACCAUCACUGCCAUGCAGAAAGGUGGCAAAAAGGUGAUUUGUUACUUCAGUGCUGGUUCUUGGGAGAAUUGGCGUAAAGAUAAAGACAGCUUUCCGAAGAAAGAUCUUGGUAAGGUAAUGGAUGGUUGGCCAGACGAGAGGUGGGUGAAUAUCAGCAGUGUUGCCGUACGAGCUAUCAUGGUGCAACGAAUUAAGCUGGCGGCUGAGAAGGGAUGUGAUGCUAUUGACCCUGAUAACAUGGAUGGAUAUCAAAAUGAUAAUGGCCUCGGCCUCACCGAGGAAGACACCAUCUCAUACGUCAAGUUCCUCUCUGCAGAGGCAGCCAAGUACAACAUGGUCAUGGGUAUGAAGAACGGCGGAGAUGUCACAGAAGAGGUUCUUCCAUAUGUUGCCUUCUGCAUCAACGAGUCUUGCAUCCAAUAUUCUGAGUGCGACUUGUACCAGCCUUACAUCGACGCAGGAAAGCCAGUCUUCAACAUUGAGUACCCCAAGGGCGCACCAAAGGUCAAGGCUAAGGAUCAGAAGAAGAUUUGCUCUACUAGUGGUGCGGCGGAAGGAUCAGAUGGAUUCAGUAAAGUUAUCAAGAAGAUGAAUUUGGAUAAAUGGGUCUUGUAUUGUUAGGGCUCAUGAGAGCCCACGGCAUUGG